UGGCGUCUAUUUGUAGAAUUGGGAUCUGGUUUCCCUGCAGCAGAGAAAGCUCCAUCAGGCACCAGACAGAGCCCCCAACAAAUGGAGAUCAGGCAGGAGGGUGAUGGACGUGUUGCCUUGCAGGGGGCUGGAAUGACGCCGGGAAUGAGUUCUCAGCCAUCUCUCUUUCUUUCUGGAGUGGAACCGGAUCAGGGUCUGGUGUCUUUUGAGGAGGUUGCCGUGUGCUUCACGGAGGAGGAGUGGGCCCUGCUGGAUCCUGACCAGAGAUCCCUGCACAGGCAGGUCAUGGAGGAGAACCGGGGCAUCGUGCCCUCUCUCGGAGCUGAUAAGUGGGAAACAGAAAACAAGACAGAACCAUGUGGGAUGUCACCAAAAAAAGACAAAUAUAUAAAUAGCAAAGCACAGACAAGGAAAACUGAAGUAAAUAGCAAUAGGAGGAAAGACUCAUUUCCUUCUCAGGGAAAUAGCUACCAUCACCUCACAACUGAAGAAGUAAUGCAUAAAAGACAGGAAAAGAAUAGGUUCCAUAUGCAUAGGAAUACUUUCAGUUCUGAAUCAAACGUUAAAACAUUGGAGAAAAUAUAUAAAUGCCUGCAAUGUGGGAAGAGCUAUAGUCAGAGGAUAUAUCAUACUUCUCAUCAAAGACCUCACAUAGGGGAGAAACCAUAUCAUUGUUUGGAGUGUGGAAAGAGCUUUAAUCAGAAGACAAAUCUCAAGUAUCAUCAAGGAACUAACAGAGAGGGGAAACUAUGUAAUUGUUUGGAGUGUGGAAAAAACUUAACUCAGAAAAGAACACACACAGGUGAAAAACCAUAUAAAUGCUUGGAAUGUGCAAAGAGCUUCAAUCAUAAGAUAAGUCUUACACGACAUCAAAGAACUCACACUGGGGAGAAACCAUAUCAUUGUUUGGAAUGUGGAAAGAGUUUCAGUCAGAAGAAAUAUCUUAGUUCUCAUCAAAGAACUCACACAGGGAAAAAACCAUAUAAAUGCUUGGAGUGUGAAAAAAGUUUCAGUCACAAUAGAAAUCUCAUUCAACAUCAAAGAACUCACACUGGGGAGAAACCAUAUCAGUGCUUGGAGUGUGGAAAGAGUUUCAGUCUGAAGACAUAUCUCACUUAUCAUGAAAGAAUUCAUACAGGGGAGAAACCAUAUCAUUGUUUGGAGUGCGGAAAGAGCUUCAGUCAAAAGACACAUCUCACUUACCAUCAAAGAAUUCAUACAGGGGAGAAACCAUAUCAUUGUUUGGAGUGUGAAAAAAGCUUCAGUCUGAAGACACAACUCACUUCUCAUCAAAGAAUUCAUACUGGCGAGAAACCAUACAUUUGUUUGGAGUGUGGAAAGAUCUUCAGACAGAAGGCACAUCUCACUCAUCAUCAAAGAAUUCACACAGGGGAGAAACCAUAUCAUUGUUUGGAGUGUGGGAAGAGCUUCAGUAAGAAGGAAUAUCUCACUUGUCAUCUAAGAACUCACACAGGUGAGAAACCAUAUAAAUGCUUGGAAUGUGGAACGAGUUUCAGUCAGAAAACACUUCUAACUUCUCAUCAAAGAACUCACACAGGGGAGAAGCCAUAUAAAUGCUUGGAGUGUGAGAAAAGCUUCAGUCAGAAGAGAACUCUAAUUCAACACCAAAGAACUCACAUAGGGGAGAAACCGUAUAAAUGCUUGGUGUGUGAAAAGAGCUUCAUUCAGAAGAUACAGCUCAUUCACCAUGAAAGAUUUCACACAAGGGAGAAACCAUAUCACCGUCUGGAGUGUGGAAAGAGCUUCAGUCAGAAGAAACAUCUCAUUCAACACCACACUAAUCACACAGGGGAGAACUUGUAGAUCUGCAAUAUUUGAAAUGGGAAGUUAACAUAUUUUUGUCAAGCUUCCAUAAAAACAUAUGCAUUAUAUUCUGUCAUAUAUCUUGACUUCAGCUAAGCUUUUGACAAAGUACCAUAUGACAUUCUAAUUAACAAACUAGCUAAA
This is a messenger RNA of Elgaria multicarinata webbii, 1968 nucleotides long. RefSeq names its product zinc finger protein 883-like. The transcript has 4 exons. Gene Ontology annotation, molecular function: DNA-binding transcription factor activity, RNA polymerase II-specific; RNA polymerase II cis-regulatory region sequence-specific DNA binding. The coding region runs from base 82 to 1824 and encodes 580 amino acids. NCBI's taxonomy places the organism in Eukaryota, Metazoa, Chordata, Lepidosauria, Squamata, Anguidae. Gene Ontology annotation, biological process: regulation of transcription by RNA polymerase II. The record is from RefSeq and is a predicted model, not a curated record.